CUCUGGUAGCAUGUGUGUGUGUGAGAGAGUGAAAAAUGAUGGUAGAAAUUGGGUUCAUUUCAAUGGUGAUAUUGUGUAUUUUGGUUGUAUUAUUGGGAUGGAAGGUGUUGGAAUGGAUAUGGUGGAGACCUAAGAAGCUGGAGAGGCUUCUCAAGGAACAAGGCAUCGAAGUCACUCCAUACAAUUUACUGUUGGGUGACCUGAAAGAGAGCCAAAGGCUGUUCAAGGAAGCUCGGUCCAAACCCAUGAACCUAUCCCAUCAUAUUGUUCCACGUGUCAUGCCCUUUCAUCUUCAAACCAUACAGAACUACGGUAAAAAAUCUGCCUUUUGGUUUGGAACAAAUCCAAGAUUGUAUAUUAUGGAUCCUGAACUCAUAAGGGAUAUUCUGAGCAACAAGUUUGGUGACUUUGCGAAGAUCAAAGGAAAUUCUCUCUCACGUUUUUUUGUGAGGGGACUUCUUGAUUAUGAGGGUGAGAAAUGGGUCAAGCACAGAAGGAUUAUAAACCCUGCAUUUCAUAUGGAAAAAUUAAAGAAAAUGUUGUCAGCAUUUUAUACAAGCAGUAAUGAGAUGGUUAGCAAAUGGGAGAAAUUGGUUACACCAGAAGGGCGUUGUGAAUUGGAUGUGUGGCCAGAACUCCAAAAUUUAACAGGGGAUGUCAUCUCUAGGGCAGCAUUUGGUAGCUCCUACGAAGAAGGUAGACAGAUAUUCAAAUUGCAAGAUGAGCAAGGCCAGCUCCUCAUGCAGUCUUUGCAGACUGCAUUCUUACCUGGUUUUAGUUUGCUACCAACGAAAAGGAACAAAAGAAUUAAAGAGAUUUACAGCGAAGUGCGGGCCCUUCUAAUGGGCAUCAUUAGCAAAAGACAAGAGGCCAUGAAGGCUGGAGAAGCUAACAACGAUGACUUGUUAGGCUUGUUACUUGAAUCUAACUAUAAUGAAAUUCAAGAAAAUAAAAACAAGAAGAAUGUUGGGAUGACUAUCGACGAGGUCAUCAAAGAGUGUAAGCUCUUCUACUUUGCAGGGCAGGAAACCACAUCUGUUCUCCUUGUUUGGACAAUGAUUGUAUUAAGUAUGCAUCCGGAAUGGCAAGUGCAUGCGAGGGAAGAAGUCUUUCAAGUCUUUGGAAAGAGCAAACCGAAUUUUGAUGGACUAAAUCACCUCAAAAUUGUUAACAUGAUUCUGUAUGAGGUUCUCAGAUUGUAUCCACCAGUGCUGCAGCUUAGUCGGUGUACAUACAAGAACAUAAAACUAGGAGAAAUAUCUUUGCCACCUGGAAUACAGCUAAUGUUACCUAUAGUCCUUAUUCACCAUGAUCAUGAAGUAUGGGGUGAAGAUGCAGAAGAAUUCAAACCAGAGAGAUUUGCAGAAGGAAUUUCAAAGGCCACAAAGAAUAAAGUCUCAUUUUUCCCAUUUGGUUGGGGUCCUCGAAUAUGCAUUGGGCAGAACUUCGCGAUAAUAGAAGCAAAGAUGGCUUUAGCAAUGAUUCUACAACGAUUUUCUUUUGAACUUUCUCCAUCCUAUGCUCAUGCUCCUACUACUGUAGUAACUUUACAUCCACAGUAUGGUGCUCAAAUUAUAUUACAUAAACUGUAGAAUCAUCUUCAUAAUCAUCAUUUGUUGCUGAUCUGAUAUUAGAAACAUUUAUUGUGAGUUAUUUUGAUAGUUUAAUGUGUUUUGUACCAAAUGUACCAUCUUUACAUGUGUUUGAAAAUCUACUAUUAGCAUCAAAGGAGAGAAUAUUGUUAUUUGUGUAA
Molecule: messenger RNA, 1753 nt
Organism: Telopea speciosissima
Lineage: Eukaryota; Viridiplantae; Streptophyta; Magnoliopsida; Proteales; Proteaceae
Product: cytochrome P450 CYP72A219-like
Exons: 5
Coding region: 36-1592 (518 amino acids)
Molecular function (GO): heme binding; monooxygenase activity; iron ion binding
Source: RefSeq, a predicted model, not a curated record